CUCAAGAGUUAUCACCUGUUUUCACCGGCCAACCAAGGUCUCUCGUGUAAACAUUUCUAAAAUUCUAGUCGAAAUCGGCUCAGAUAAUUCUACAAAAUAUGAGGAAGCAAUCAAAAUGACUGAGGUUGCAAACUUAGAUUUCGACCCAUUGGCGUUGGAGGUCACAAAUGAACUGAACAAUGAAUCGAGGAGCAAAACAGGAACUUGGGAACAUGAGGAUUUAGCUCAGGUGAGAUAUAAAGUUCUCCGAGGCCACAAGGAUGGAAUCAACUCGUGCCAAUUUUGUGUGAAUGACACCCGCAUCUUGACGGCAUCAGAUGACAAAACCUGCUCCCUCUGGAAUGUGGAGACGGGCGACAGAGAGGAGAAAUAUGAGGGCCACCCAUCCUGCAUCACUCAGUGUCACAUGAGCCCCGACGGCAGCAAGUUUGUGUCCUCCUGCUGGGACAAGAGAAUCCGAGUCUGGGACGUGGAGACGGGAGAGGCUCUGUGGACAGGGUUGCAGGGUGGCAUAGGAACUUGCUGCCAGUUCUCACACAACGGGAAAUUAAUCGCCUCAGGCACAGAUCUUGAUAACUGCUUGAACAUCUGGGACGUGGAGAAUGGCCAAAUUAUCCAGUCAGCAAAAAAGCACCAUGGUAGCAGCAUCACUAGCUGUAAGUUCUCGCCAGAUGACUCCAGAGUCUGCACGACCUCCAUGGACAAGAUAACCAAACUGUGGGAUGUAGCGUCCAAGAACGUUACCAUCAAACUUGGUGGCCACAUCAACAUUGUCUCUUGUUGCUGCUUCAACAAAGACGAGCGACGUCUGUGCACGGGAUCCUGGGACAAGCAACUACAGGUCUGGGACGUGUCGACAGGGACAUACCGGUCAGAGGGACCGGUGACUUUUAGCAAAGGUCAUGAAGGGUCAAUCAGUGCCUGCAAAUUCAGCAGCGAUGGCAGCAUGUUGAUAUCUGGUUCCUACGACCAGACAGUGGUGGUAUGGGACGCUGAAAACUGUGGACCAAAGCUGACACUCAAGGGCCAUACAGAUUGGGUGACAGACGUCGACAUCACCCAAGACAUGAAAUGGAUUCUGUCCGGCUCACGGGAUCACACCAUCCGGCUCUGGAACAUUGAGAACAGCGACAAUAUACCCGUGGUUCUGGAAAACAAGAAGAGCAUGGGUCUGAAGAUUGUCAAGUGCAAUGAUUGUGGUAAGCCGUUCUCCAUCUCCCAGCUGGAUGAUCCUCAGGAACUCAAGAUGUGCGUCUUCUGUCGUCUACAGGCCAACCGGCCUCUGCUUAACCUAAGCAUUGAGGAGGAUUUGAACAUGCCCGAGUUUUGAAUUUAUAAUUGAGAAACGGAGGUUCAAAUCCAAUUCAGGAAUGACCUGAAUUCUUAUUGGAGUGCAGUGAAAUAGCAUUUCUUAGUGUGAAAAAAAUAUGUUUGCCAUCAAACCAAAGAAAAGCUGUUGUUGCUCAUGGAAUAGUCUUAAACAAUUAAGUGUGUGGUGUUAAAUAAAUAAAUAAGGCUAAAAAUUGUCGUCUGUAGAAUAUUUUAUACAUGCAUGUGACCUUUCUUUUCAUUCCGUCCACAUUACAUCUUUGUGAAAUACUGACAUUCCAAGCUUGUGAAGUUUGUUAAAUCUAUAUAAGUAAUGUAUUUUGAAGGGAAUUUUACCUGUAUAUUAUAAUUUUUGGGCAAACUUCCUUUUGGAGUGUCGUUUGAAAUCGUUUGUAAAUAAAACUGCUGUCUUGCUAUUGGAA
Molecule: messenger RNA, 1751 nt
Organism: Patiria miniata (bat star)
Lineage: Eukaryota; Metazoa; Echinodermata; Asteroidea; Valvatida; Asterinidae
Gene: wdr88
Product: WD repeat-containing protein 88-like
Exons: 9
Coding region: 116-1330 (404 amino acids)
Molecular function (GO): protein binding
Source: RefSeq, a predicted model, not a curated record